GAGGUGCUCUCCAUCCCUGGGCGGGUUGGGCCACAGCCUGCGUGAACCCAGACCUGCUGUUUCUGGGAACUGUCACCCCAACCCCCAGCUCUCCCGGAUAGGGCGCUUUCUGUGCUCAGCUGUUUGGAUGCAUUAUCUCGCCACAGUCACAUAUUUUACAGUUAAGGAAACUGAGGCCUAGGGCCGCACAGCUGUUUAGCGUCGUUGUUGUAAUGUGGAGGUGAGAUGCUGAGGCCUUGCAGCCAGAUUCACCUGGGUGCACAUCGGGCGCCGCACAAAUCUGCAGUGUGACCUUGGGCACGCCUUGGUUCCCUCUCCAGGCCUCCGUUGUGAUGCUGGCCACACACAACUCAGCUGUACCAGCAUGUGCCGGAGACCCGCUGGCCCAUCGUGUAUUCACCACGCUACAACAUAACCUUCAUGGGCCUGGAGAAACUGCACCCCUUUGACGCAGGGAAAUGGGGCAAGGUGAUCAGCUUCCUAAAAGAAGAGAAGCUUCUGUCAGAUGGCAUGCUGGUGGAGGCACGGGAGGCUUCGGAUGAGGACCUGCUGGUGGUGCACACAAGACGCUAUCUCAAUGAAUUGAAGUGGUCCUUCGCUGUUGCGACCAUCACAGAGAUCCCCCCUGUCAUCUUCCUCCCGAACUUCCUUGUGCAGAGGAAGGUGCUGAAGCCCCUUCGGACCCAAACAGGAGGAACCAUCAUGGUGGAGGCUUCCACCACUGCUCCAGUGACCGGGGCGGGGGCUUCUGCGCCUACGCGGACAUCACACUGGCCAUCAAGGGAGAUCGCACAGCCUCCAACAAUGGCAGGGACAGGAGACAGCAGCCUAUUUGUCAACAAUAUAGGGAGCGCACUGCUCCCCCAGAGUGAGGAGCAGUUUUUGUUCGAGCGAGUGGAGGGCAUCUCCAGAGCCACCAUCGUUGAUCUUGAUGCCCAUCAGGGCAAUGGACAUGAACGGGACUUCAUGGGUGACAAGCGUGUGUACAUCAUGGAUGUCUACAACCGGCACAUCUACCCUGGGGACCGCUUUGCCAAGCAGGCCAUCAGGCGGAAGGUGGAGCUGGAAUGGGGUACGGAGGAUGAUGAGUACCUGGAUAAAGUGGAGCGGAACCUGCAGAAGGCCCUCCAAGAGCACCUGCCCGACGUCGUGGUGUACAACGCGGGUACCGACAUCCUCGAGGGUGACCGCCUUGGGGGGCUGUCCAUCAGCCCACAGGGCAUCGUGAAGCGGGACGAACUGGUGUUUCGGGUGGUCCGGGGCCGCCAGGUGCCCAUCCUCAUGGUGACCUCGGGCGGCUACCAGAAGCGCACGGCCCGCAUCAUUGCCGACUCCAUCCUUAAUCUGUACAGCGUCGGGCUCAUCGGGUCUGAGUCCCCCAGCCUCUCGGCACAGAACUCAGACACGCCCCUGCUGCCACCCGAGGUGCCCUGACCACGCUGCCCUCCUGCUCUUCCAUGGCUCCCCGCCUGCCUCAGCCCCGCCCGCCCCUCAGUGCUUCUCCUUUUCUAACCACGGGGGUGGUGGGGGUGGCUGCCAGGAGGCGCCGAGGGGCAGGGGCCGGGCCCUCACAGGGCUGGCCUUGGGGGCAGACCCCCGCGCCCCCAUUGGGUGUCAGGGGUCUCCGGGCCUCUCAGUGGCUGGGGGCUGAAGGCAGGGCCCGAGUCCCAGCCGACUCACGUGGGGUUGCGGGUCCAACCAGGCCCUGCAGAAAGGUGGGCAGUUUCCCAAGGUCGGAGAAUGGGAGGUGAGGCUUUGGGGGCCCAAGUCACAGGAUCUGCUUCACCCUGUCUUCCUCACCUCAGGGAGGGCACGGGCAUCCGUGGGCAUCCGUGUGGGUGGGCCUGGGGGCCAGGUGCCACAGCUCGGCCUCCCGGGGGUGGUGGGCUCUGGACUCCCAGCCGACAGGCAAGAGCCCUGGUCCUGGACGUGACGGGUGGCCCGGAACGGCAUGCGAGUGGGUUUUCCCAUCUGGUAUUCCCCUUCAGUGAAGCAAGGGCUGGACCUGCUUUCCCAGGGCUCCUCGGUGGUGAUAAGAGCAGGAGAGGGCCCGAGGAGCCCCAAAUCCAUGUUCCAGCCAUGGUCUUGCCUGUUUGGGGAGAGUAACAGGUUUUGGAGGAAGAACGCUUGGCUCAGUGAGGGGCCUCAGCACUGGAGGCUUGAGGGGGCUGCUGACCCUGGUGGGGAGGGGCAGAGGAAGGUGAAGCCCAGAAGGGGACCCUGGAGAUGGGGACAGGUGGCCAAGCUGAGUCCUGUGGGACCUGAGGCCCCAAGUAUGGUAGCCGGGCUGGCGUUCCUGGAGGUAGUUCAGAGCUCGCCAUCCUGGUCUAUAGGUUGUAUGGGUAAGACCUGGGGCAGGAGCUCGGGGGGCGGGGGGUGGGGGGGUGGAACAGGGUGUGGCUACAGCCUCCACUGUCCUCACUCAAAGUUCCCAGGUCCUGACUAUGCUUGUGUCUGAGGUCCCAAGGGGGCCCUGACCUCGUCCUCAGCUUUAAUCUGAAGGGAACACUCAGGGCCACCCAGGAAGCUGGGUGGGGUGAGCAUCCACGCAUCCACCCCUUUACCUGAGUGUGUUCUUAGCGAUCAUGGGUGGGGGGUGUGAGGAGGGAAAGCGAGCCAGCUGAGGCAUAUCCCUGUCCCCGAGCAACCCCACCAUGGGGCUCAUGUUCACUACCAUCUGGGGGUAAUCUUGCAUCCUCCCAUGUACUCCCUUGGUGCUCCCGCUCCUGGGGGACAGGAGGAAGGGUUUCAAAAUCAUGAACUAUAAAAAAGACUGACCUCCUGGACUAGACCUCGAGGCACUAACCACGCACUUGGACUCUGCCCCCCGCCCCCUGCCCCGCCCGGCCUGACUGAAGGUACCUAACAUCCCCUCACGUCCACCUGGAGCCUGCGACACGUGGGGGCAGGCAGUGGGCUCGCUUCAUCACUGUUGAGCUGCUGUUUGUAGAGAACCAUAAAGGCUCUUCUUGAUUGGA
Canis lupus familiaris (dog) is the source of this 2978-nucleotide messenger RNA. It is a transcript of the gene HDAC11, whose product is annotated as histone deacetylase 11. Bases 421 to 1434 code for a protein of 337 amino acids. NCBI's taxonomy places the organism in Eukaryota, Metazoa, Chordata, Mammalia, Carnivora, Canidae. The transcript is spliced from 10 exons. Gene Ontology annotation, molecular function: histone deacetylase activity. The record is from RefSeq and is a predicted model, not a curated record.